Messenger RNA from Cylicocyclus nassatus, 2351 nucleotides. The record is from the annotation of a GenBank genome assembly. NCBI's taxonomy places the organism in Eukaryota, Metazoa, Nematoda, Chromadorea, Rhabditida, Strongylidae.
UGAGAUUACUUUUUGUUUUUGUGAGCGGCUCCAAAACUCUGGUUCUUUCGCCAAAAUGGUUCUCUAAUUCUUCAAGUUUCUUCUUUCUGAAAAGUCGUGAUGGCUGAGAUGAAGUGAUUCGAAUACUGCGCAUCUGUUCUUACAUCGCUUCAAGUCCACGGAGAGAGAACUUCUAUAUUUUGAAGAUGUCGGUGGACCAGCUUACGCUGCUCACGUCUCAUGAGAAGGAGACCAAUGACACUGACGAUCCCGUUCCUGGCCCGGCAACCUACACAGCUGAAUGUGAAGAUGGCGAUUCGCGAGACUCAGGUAUUGUGAGCGAUUACAAGAGUCCGAGAAAGUGUGAACCAUUGCCGAAGGCUGUCAUCAGGAAAGGGCUUACUGACAGGACUAACACUAGCAUACAAUCGAAGGAAGGUGUUCUCAAAACUAAGAAAUUUUUGGAGGAUGAAUCGCCAAUAACUAGACGUCGUCCACCUGUGCGUCUUCUCUCAUUCUCAGUGAUAUCGUCGGAUGAAGAAAAGGAGAACAGCGUUGUUCUUCCAAGCUUCGAUAAACUGGGCUGCGCAAGCACUAGUUCAAUAUCGACAUCUUCAUUCUCGGAGUACUGUGAAUCAGACGUGGUGUGGACGCCGCCAAAGAGCCAAAUUACUCAUGAAUAUGCAGCGAGUGACGGUUCAGAUGCGAAGAAAACUUUUCGGAAACGGCUAACAGAGAGUGUUCUUUCUGAUUCGUUCAUAGAGAAGAAGCGGUCCUGUGCGAUCAGAAGCGAAUGCUUUGAGAGCGAUGUUAGCUUGGAGGAGGAAGUUUUUGAGCCUAGCGAUACCUCUCCGAAUGUGUCUAUAGCGAGUGAACGCUUAUCAAGGUGUUCUUCGUCGCGUUCCCUCUCCAGUUAUAGCUCUGGGGACUGUCACGAAAGUCAGCAGAAAUCUCCGCUACUAAGCCCGGAAUUGAAGUAUUCAUUACCGGCUGUAGAACAUCCACAGCAGCAGUCCCUUGCGUUCCGUAGCAUAUCAGCGGACACUCUUGCAUCGGAAAUUCGAAGACUUGGUCCCGAAGAAUUUGAGCGUCGUUAUACAUUAGUCGAUUGCAGAUACCCUUACGAAUACGAGGGAGGACACGUGAAGUGUGCUGUGAACGUUCAUAAUCAAGAUGAAUUAGAGAAGAUUUUCUUCCCAGAAGAUCUCAAUCAUCCAAUCCGCAAGCGCAUACCCAUAUUCUACUGCGAAUUUAGUCAGAAACGAGGACCGGGAAUGGCAUUAGCACUUCGCAACAUUGAUAGGUUGCGCAACGAAUUUCAAUAUCCUAAAGUGGACUAUGCUGAGAUGUAUCUACUUGAUCACGGCUAUCGGCAAUUUUUUAACGAUGGUCGCUACAAGUCCGAGUGCGUUCCAUGUGGCUAUGUUCCCAUGAUGGACUCCGCUCAUGUCUCUUCACUUCUCAAGUAUAAGUGGCACAAAUCCAAGUCGUCGAGUCAGCUCAUGGGAGAAAAGGAAAGAAAACCUCUGCGUAAUACCGUUUCUCUCUAUCGAUGCCGAUCCCUAAUGCAGGUAUCCGAAAAAAGCAACGAGGAUGUAGUUCCACUAAGUCCUACUGCUAAAACGCCGGAUUUGGUUUCGCGUCGUCUAUUCGUUGAUAGUCCAGAAUGUGUAAAAAGUCUUGAACCUUCCCUUCACGAUUGAUUCAUGUUGACAAUAUUACCUGGUUUCCAAUUAUAAUCACUGAUGUAGGAUCUUACUUAGAUUUGCAGCAUUUUCUUGCAUGCCAUAUACUUGAUGCACCGAAUUGUUCACAUUUCUAAUAAGUCAUCUACUUUUUAGCGUGCUGUAUCCUUCUUUUUCCGGGUAGUUGCAAUUUACGGGGUGCGCUUUGAUCCAAAUAGCAGUUUCUGUUGAUUACUUACUAUCAUGUAUCCUUGUGAAUAAUUCGAGCUCAACACUUCAAUAAUCAAGUUCACAAACAGUCAGGCAGGAUUUGUUCCGGAUUAGUACAACGUGCAGAAUAGUUGAUGAUAGCGCUCUCUAGAUAUUUUCGAAAUUACUUGUUUUGUAGUAUCGUCUUUCUCUUAUCUCGGGUUUAAGAAUCUCAAACUUCACAGUUACCAUCAUGAUUAAUAUCGCAUAGGCAUAGAAGAUAUCUCAUCUGUACAUACAAUAGGUAUAACAUCAUUUGUUAUCCACAUCAGUAAUUUAAUUACUGGCAGCUGCUGCAUAUUAAACUUAUUGUUUCUCACAUUUUUUUUAGAUUUUCUCAUCAUCUUCAUACUGGUAAUUGUCUUGAAACCACUCAACCUUUUUCACCAUUGACUUUGAUUUGUUUGGUUUAGCUGUUGAUGUCACUUUGGUUCUGUG